Molecule: messenger RNA, 3122 nt
Organism: Columba livia (rock pigeon)
Lineage: Eukaryota; Metazoa; Chordata; Aves; Columbiformes; Columbidae
Gene: EIF3B
Product: eukaryotic translation initiation factor 3 subunit B
Exons: 19
Coding region: 111-2540 (809 amino acids)
Biological process (GO): translational initiation
Cellular component (GO): eukaryotic translation initiation factor 3 complex
Molecular function (GO): translation initiation factor activity; RNA binding; translation initiation factor binding
Source: RefSeq, a predicted model, not a curated record
GGUCUGGCGCACAUGGCCCGGCGGUAGGAGCCUCCUCGCCCCUCCCCCGCUCCUUUCCCGUCGCGCUCGAGCUGGGAGCGCGCGGCCGGCGCGGGCCCGCAGCGACCCCCAUGCAGGACACCGAGGAGAGCCCGGCGGCCGCGCCGCCCGACGCGCAGGGGCCCGCCGAGGAGCCCGAGCACACGGACGGGCCGCCGGCGGAGCCGCCGCCGCAGGAGGAGGAGGAGGAGGGAGAGGAGCAGGAAGAAGAAGGCGAGUCUGAGGCACCGCCGGGGCCCCGCGAGCCGCCGCCGCCCGCCGCCGAGGAGCCUGUGGCCGCCGCCGUGCCGGAGCAGCCGCCGCCUCAGCCGCCCUCGCCUCAGCCGCUGUCCGGCCGCCAAAGCCCCGAGAAGGCGGAGGCCGAGGCCGAUUUGCCGGCUGAGGCCGAGACGGAGGCCGAGCUAGCGGCGGAGGCCAAGCCCGAGCAGCCGGCGGAGGCCGAGCCCAGGGCGGCGCAGGAGAACGGGGAGGCCGCUCCCGCCGCCCCGGCGGAGCCCGAGGACGAAAUUUCCUUCAGCGACCCCGAGGACUUCGUGGACGACAUCAGCGACGAAGAAUUACUUGGUGAUGUACUGAAAGAUCAGCCACAGGAAGCAGAUGGGAUUGACUCUGUGAUCGUCGUGGAUAAUGUUCCCCAGGUUGGACCAGACCGACUUGAGAAACUGAAGAAUGUCAUCCACAAAAUAUUUUCCAAGUUUGGUAAAAUUAUCAAUGAGUUUUAUCCAGAAGCAGAUGGGAAGACAAAAGGGUACAUCUUUCUGGAGUACAUGUCUCCGUCUCAUGCAGUGGAUGCUGUGAAGAAUGCCGAUGGAUACAAACUGGAUAAGCAGCACACUUUCAGAGUCAACCUUUUCACAGACUUUGAUAAGUACAUGACAAUCAGUGAUGAAUGGGAAAUCCCUGAGAAACAGCCUUUUAAGGAUUUGGGGAAUCUCCGGUACUGGUUGGAAGAUCCUGAUUGUAGGGAUCAGUACAGUGUGAUCUUUGAGUCAGGAGACCGGACCUCCAUUUUUUGGAAUGAUAUCAAGGAACCUGUUCAAAUUGAGGACAGAGCACGGUGGACAGAAACCUAUGUGCGUUGGUCCCCAAAAGGUACCUACUUGGCUACGUUCCACCAGAGAGGCAUUGCGCUUUGGGGUGGAGAGAAGUUCAAGCAGAUUCAAAGGUUUAGUCACCAGGGAGUGCAGCUUAUUGACUUCUCGCCCUGCGAAAGGUAUUUAGUGACCUUCAGCCCUUUGAUGGACACGCAGGAUGACCCUCAGGCCAUUAUCAUCUGGGAUAUUCUGACUGGGCAAAAGAAGCGAGGGUUCCACUGUGAAAACUCCGCUCACUGGCCUAUUUUUAAAUGGAGUCAUGAUGGUAAAUUCUUUGCUCGAAUGACUUCAGAUACCCUCAGCAUCUAUGAAACACCUUCUAUGGGUUUGUUGGACAAAAAAAGCUUGAAAAUCACUGGGAUAAGAGACUUCUCUUGGUCUCCAGGUGGUAAUAUAAUUGCCUUCUGGGUGCCUGAGGACAAAGACAUCCCUGCAAGAGUGACUUUGAUGCAGCUGCCUUCUAGACAAGAAAUUCGUGUGCGGAAUUUGUUCAACGUGGUAGAUUGUAAACUGCACUGGCAGAAGAACGGGGAUUACCUGUGUGUGAAGGUAGACAGGACUCCCAAGGGCACACAGGGAGUAGUGACCAACUUUGAAAUAUUCCGAAUGAGAGAGAAACAGGUGCCAGUGGAUGUGGUGGAAAUGAAAGAAAGCAUCAUAGCCUUUGCUUGGGAGCCAAAUGGGAGCAAGUUUGCUGUGUUGCAUGGAGAAACUCCACGAAUCUCGGUUUCCUUUUACCAUGUUAAAAACAAUGGGAAAAUAGAACUCAUAAAAACAUUUGACAAGCAGCAAGCAAACACGAUAUUCUGGAGUCCUCAAGGGCAAUUUGUAGUGCUGGCUGGCCUCAGAAGCAUGAAUGGUGCCUUAGCAUUUGUUGAUACAUCUGACUGCACCAUGAUGAAUAUUGCUGAACACUAUACAGCUUCGGAUGUGGAAUGGGAUCCUACCGGCAGAUACAUUGUGACUUCUGUGUCUUGGUGGAGCCACAAGGUGGACAAUGCAUAUUGGUUAUGGACCUUCCAAGGCCGUCUGCUUCAGAAAAACAAUAAAGACAGGUUCUGUCAGCUUCUCUGGAGACCACGACCAGCGACCUUGCUCAGUGAGGAUCAGAUCAAGCAAAUUAAGAAGGACCUGAAGAAAUACUCCAAGAUAUUUGAGCAGAAGGAUCGUCUGAGCCAGUCCAAAGCUUCAAAGGAGCUGGUGGAAAGGAGACGUACGAUGAUGGAAGAGUUCAGAAAGUACCGCAAGAUGGCACAAGAGCUGUACAUGGAGCAGAGGAACGAGCGUUUAGAGCUCCGCGGAGGGGUGGACACAGACGAGCUGGACAGCAAUGUCGAUGACUGGGAGGAGGAGACUGUUGAAUUUUUUAUCAAUGAAGAAAUUAUUACCCUUGCAGAACCAGAGUAAUUCAUAAAAGUGUGCACCACCACAUCUUGUGCCGAAAAGAAGUUUGUUCAUUUUCAGAAGGCCUACAUCAACUUUGGAAUUUUUAAUCCAUAUUCUUGCACUCUGGAAGGGUGGAUGCACCAGGUUUUCUCUGUUCUGACACAUUGUAGUGCCUUUAAGUCUUGCUGCCUGCUGCAGUGGGACACUGGAAAGGCGCUGCUUUUAAAUUUUUAUUCUUUAGGGUUUGAUUUAUUUUUUUUUUUCCUUUUUAAUCCACUACUACCAGUAUUUACUUCCUGACUCCCGUGCAGUACUUACCAACUGGCAGUUUUUGGCUGUUGCCAGUGAGGUGAGAUUCAUCAGUGCAACUCUGUCUCACACACACGCACGAUGUUUCUGUUUCAGGACUCCUUCUAUGUCCCGAGUGCAUGGACAGGUGUUCGUUUUGUUUGGGCAAAAGUCAACAGAACCAUUUUUCGUAUGAUGUGUUUUAGUGUGCUGAAGCAGCACUACAGUGGGCUAUAUCCUCCUCCUUUCAGAUUGUGAAAGGAUGCCUCCCUCUAAAGAGCUGAAUAUGGAAAUAAAAGCAGACCUAUACUAAAA